AACUUCUUCCAGUUUUUUCUUCUUCCUCUUUAUUUCUGAGGCUGGAAUGCGCUUUUCUGAGGGGGGAAAGCUGAGCUGGUUCAGCAGAGUUUUGCUCCAGCAUGUCUCGCGCUUUGACGCACUGAGGAAUGGCAUCAGCUGUGUUUGAAGGGACGUCUCUGGUCAACAUGUUUGUCCGGGACUGCUGGGUCAACGGGACCCGGAGACUCAUCAUCAGCCAGCGCGGGGAGGAAGAGGAGUUCUUUGAGAUCCGGACCGAGUGGUCCGACAGGAACAUCUUAUACUUACACAGGAGUUAUUCCGAUCUGGGGCGUCUGCUUAGAAAACUGCUGGACUCCUUCCCUGAGGACAGAAGAACCCUCUCCAAGUCUCCUCUGAUUGAAGUAUUCCAGGUCAGAGGUGAUGUUGACUUUCUUUGAGCGCUCGCCGCUGGACCAAGUGUUAAGGAAUGACAAAGUCCACAGAAUCCAGCCAUGCUUUCAGAGUCCAAUCAAGAUAUCAGAAAUCAUGCGGUCCAAUGGAUUCUGCCUGGCCAAUACAGAAACCAUUGUGUUUGACCACAGCAUCCCAGAAGAAAAAGAGAGGCCUUCAUCGACAGACUCCGUGGAACAUACGUAUGAGGACGAACCAGAAUUUUUGCCAAUGGAAGCUGAAGUAUGCGACGAGGAAACAGAAGCAUAUGUCACCAACUUGUCCUACUACCAUCUGGUCCCAUUUGAAACUGACAUCCUUGAAUGA
Molecule: messenger RNA, 738 nt
Organism: Nematolebias whitei (Rio pearlfish)
Lineage: Eukaryota; Metazoa; Chordata; Actinopteri; Cyprinodontiformes; Rivulidae
Gene: pxdc1b
Product: PX domain containing 1b
Molecular function (GO): phosphatidylinositol binding
Source: RefSeq, a predicted model, not a curated record